Ilex paraguariensis (yerba mate) is the source of this 180-nucleotide messenger RNA. NCBI's taxonomy places the organism in Eukaryota, Viridiplantae, Streptophyta, Magnoliopsida, Aquifoliales, Aquifoliaceae. The record is from the annotation of a GenBank genome assembly.
AUGGCCGCCUCUUGUGAUACUUGUGGUUAUCGCAACUCUGAGGUAAAACCUGGUGGUUCUAUUCCUGCAAAAGGAAAGAAAAUUACAGUGUGUGUGGAGAAUGUUAAUGAUCUUAGUCGUGAUGUGAUAAAGAUAGCUAUACGACGUCGUUUUAGUGCUCUCGUUUCACAUAUCAGAUGA